AUGUAUUUAUGGAAAUUUUGUUUAAUACUUGUCCAUUUGGUAGUAUCCAUAGCUGCAAGAGCGCAAGGGGAUUUAUAUAAAUCAGAUGAUAAUAUAUAUGAGUUAUCACCAUCUAAUUUUGAUAAAGUUGUUCAAAAGACAAAUUAUACGUCCAUAGUCAAAUUUUACGCUCCAUGGUGUGGUUAUUGUAAACAACUAGAACCUGCUUAUCAUAAAUUGGCUAAGUUGAUACAUAACGACGGUCAAUAUGCUAUAAACGUUGCUAGUGUCAAUUGUGAUGAAGAUAAAAAUAAAGAACUUUGUGCCAGGUAUAAAAUCAGCGGCUUUCCUACGUUAAUGGUAUUUAGACCACCAAAGUACGACUCAAAGAAGAAGAGUAGAGUAUAUAGCCAUGCAGUUGAGCCGUAUAAUGGAGAAAGAUCGUUGAAAUCAAUGUAUACAUUCUUGACGUCUAGAAUCAAGAAUUAUGUUAAGAAAUUUCCAAACUUGCAAUCAGAGGGGUUAAAGGAUUGGUUGUUGGAUAAUAAAGAAAAUAAUAAGGUUUUGCUUUUAACAGAAUCAAAACAAAUUAGUCCCUUAUACAAAUCUUUGGCUAUUGAUUUCAUUAAUACAUUGAAAUUCGGAAUGGUUACUGUCAAAUCACCCGAAGAUGUAAAUAAUUUUAAAAUUGAAAUAAAUGGUAAAGAAAUCAUUUCACCCAUCGGCCCAGACGAUAGAUUACCAAUCUUGCUUAAUUUUGAUGAGACUACCCAGGAGUUUUCUAAGUAUAAAUCCGAAAAGCUUAGCGACAAGGUGAAAAUUAGUGAAUGGUUAAUAGAAUCUAACAAUAUUCAACCUUUAGAAGGCAUAUUAUCGAAAAAAGACAAAAAGUACUACUCCAAUUAUAGAAAAGGUAAAAAGGCCAAGAAAGUAGUCCAUGAUGAAUUAUAA
This is a messenger RNA of Debaryomyces fabryi, 930 nucleotides long. Its product is annotated as protein disulfide isomerase. The transcript has a single exon. Lineage: Eukaryota; Fungi; Ascomycota; Pichiomycetes; Serinales; Debaryomycetaceae. Gene Ontology annotation, biological process: response to endoplasmic reticulum stress. Gene Ontology annotation, cellular component: endoplasmic reticulum lumen. Gene Ontology annotation, molecular function: protein disulfide isomerase activity; protein-disulfide reductase activity. The record is from RefSeq and is a predicted model, not a curated record. Bases 1 to 930 code for a protein of 309 amino acids.